GCGGUGUGCUUGCAGGUGUACUCGGUGUGUCUGCGGGGCCUCCUGCUCGGCAAGGCGCGGUACAGCCAGCUCCGCCGGUGGGACGCGCGGGGAGGAUAUGCCUGGUCCCCUCAGUGAUGGGCUGUUAGAAAGGCAGAGCUUCUGCUUGCGUGGCACUCGUGUCUGCAGGGUGAAAUCCAGCAACAAAUGAGAGGCAAAUCUAAAGAAAGCCAAGAGAUGUGACGGAAGGGUACGGAGAAAGACAGUAUGAGCAGUUACAUGCAACCCUAACAGUCUCCUUUUAAUGGAAGUCCACUAUAUCCUUGAAUGGAAUUCAUGAUCAUGGUAUGUCUCUGUAUUAGGCACCCAUGGAAUAAGGAUACAUUUAAGAUCCAAACCCAGAGAGCCUUUUUGGAUGUUUCCCUUGCUGAUGACAGCAAUAAUAGACUUGAGAUCCAGACACUGGACACUGCAGAAAGAAUAUUAGAGGUUACAUUGUUCAAGAUGGGGCUAUCAAGAGAAUUAAUGAAGUAUUUUAGCUUAUUUUUCUUUCAAGAUCAUGACAAUAGAGUGCUCUCUGUGAUGAAAAAAGUGGCAGAAUUUGAACUUCCUUAUGUGAGUUUUCAGAGCAUGAAGGAGUUGUACUGUAAGCUUGGGAUCAGAAAAUGGUAUAUGGAUUCUUCUCUUGACACAAUGCUGAUGGAUUGUACAGCUUCACUGAAUUUGCUAUAUAUGCAGAGUGCUACAAAGGAUGGUGAAGAAGACACUCUGGAGCUUAGAUUUGAGUACAAUGACUCGGGCACAUGGCAGUGGAGAAUUUUGUACACAAAACAGGCCUUUUUGCUCAGUAGCUGCUUGAAGAAAAUGGUAUCAGAGCAGAUGAUAAAGGCAGCCAAAGAAAGCCAAGAAACAGAGAUGAAGAUGCCUGAAUGCAUGAUAAAUAGUAAGAAAUCCAGCAUCCAACAAAAGCAGGUAGUUCAUUCAGGUUUUAUAUCAAGGAAAAGAUUGUUGGUUAGGCCAAAUGAAGAUGACUGUGUAUUUGAGAAAAUAGGAGAAGAGGACCUGUAAUAAUUUAUUUUGGAUAUUUUCUUUCAAAAUUAAUUGUCUGGGAAUAAUAAAGCUGUAGUUGAAACUUUG
Messenger RNA from Pezoporus occidentalis (night parrot), 1116 nucleotides. RefSeq names its product sorting nexin 31 (gene SNX31). Gene Ontology annotation, molecular function: phosphatidylinositol binding. Gene Ontology annotation, cellular component: early endosome. Bases 307 to 1047 code for a protein of 246 amino acids. NCBI's taxonomy places the organism in Eukaryota, Metazoa, Chordata, Aves, Psittaciformes, Psittacidae. The transcript is spliced from 11 exons. The record is from RefSeq and is a predicted model, not a curated record. Gene Ontology annotation, biological process: endocytic recycling; intracellular protein transport.